UGAAUUUGAAUCUCACUGUGGAUUUUCAAGAAAAAGGGUAAAGAAAUUGGGGCUAAAAAUAGAAUAGAACUUAAAAUAAAUCCAAUUAUAAAUGUAGGUAUAAUUUUUUUAUUUACUUCUGCUUAUUUAUGUUUUCAUAACCAGCAGGAUCAAAUGAGUAGCUGAAGAAUAGCUGAAAGUUUCAUGAUACACUAUGUCAAGUAGUGAAACAGAGAAUACUGUAGAGCAGGAGAGCACUCAACUCUUACCAAAGGAGAGGAACUUUGCAAGCAGUCAACCCCUGAUAACCAUCCAAGCAAAUCAACACUUUAUGGAGGACCAAGACAAGGAUCAACACAAUGGAAGUCAAGUCUCUGUGAUGGAAAACACAAGCUAUGUGAAUAAGGAGUUUAUUAGUGUAUGGGUAAGGGAUCCUCAGCAGCACAAGGAGGAUUUCUGGCACAUGUACGUUGACUAUGAGAUCUGUCUUCAUACCAAUAGCAUGUGUUUCGGAAAGAAAACUUCUUGUGUUAGGAGGAGGUAUAGUGAGUUUGUUUGGUUGCGUCAGAAACUACAAAACAACGCUCUGCUCAUAGAGCUGCCUAAACUCCCUCCUUGGAAUCCUUUCUUCAAUCUCAAUAACGAUUUCCAGGUCACUCAGCGGAUGCAGGGGCUACAACACUUUCUUGAGGCAGUUCUACAGACACCAUUACUGUUGUCAGACAGUCGGCUGCACCUGUUCUUGCAGUCACAGCUGAGCAUUGAAAAAAUGGAUGCAUGUGCACGGGGACAAACGCACUACACUGUUGGGCAGGCAAUACAGCGAUGUGUCUGUGAUGCACGUUUCCCUUUGGAGGAGCAGCUUCGAGAAGAAGACCGCAAAACUGGCUGGGACUCAGACUGUGACAGUACAACAUCCUCUGGACUGGGCCAUAGUGUUGGACCUGCCUCAUCUGUUAAAGAGGAUUCCUUCCACAGUGAGAGCCUUGCCCAUGAAUUCCAAGCCACAAUCCCUGAGACAGAACUCUUUAGCAGCCUGUCUUCAUCUAGCAACAAGCAGCAUGUGCACUCUGUCAUAUAAACUGAAAAGAUAUAUCCAUUCAAAUGUGCACAUAUGUUCAUACAUGUAUACUCUCUGGCAAAGAGAGCCCCGACUGCUGCUUACAGUUUCCAAAGUUAUAUUUGGAUGGAUGAUAACGAGAGGAAAAGAGGUCUUGAUUUUGCUUUAUUACAUGUUCUAUAUCUCUAUUAUUUAAAUUUUUGUGCUCAACACAUUAAAUCUUCCAUGUCUAAAGCAUUGACCUUGAAGGACAACAAACAUAUGCAGAAAAGUGGGGUUAGAUGUGAGGGGUGGUUUACAGCAGUUAUUCUGAAUUUCAGUGUUUCUUCACUGACACUGUAAUUCAGGUGUAGACUCAGUUUAAUAUGUGCCUGUCAAAGAAGCCUUUUAAAUACAGCUUUUGGCCCUCUGUACAGGUGUGCUAUUGUUUAACAGAUUUUAAAAGAAUAUCAGUAAAUUGAUAACAUAUCCUUGAAUGUUUCUUAAAAUCAUAUUUUCUAUUUUCAUAUUAGCAUGGGCACUGAAGUCUGUAAAUGUAUGAGGAAAAGAUUUUAUUUAACAAAUAUGCUUUUAUUGUGAUUAUAUAUAUAUAGCCUUAAAUGAAUAAAAAAAAUUUUUUUAGUUGUGAAUACAAUCUGCUGAACAUCUGAAGAAAAUAAAGCAUGCAAACUGCACAUCCUUAAGCACUGAAAGAAUUGAACAGUUGCAUAGAAGUGAGUACUGUAUCACUUGACAAAUAAAAUCAUACACAGUAUUUACAAAUAUAGAAAAAGAGAAUACCGUUUCUGCUGAUGCACAAAUGAAGUUUUUCAUUGUUCACAAAUGAUAGAAACCAUAAUAGAAAUAUACGGUAAUGUGCAAAGCAUUCUAUUUGUUAGAGCAAAAAUAUGCCCAUAAGUUUCAUAAUUUUAAUUACUUUCAGAUGAAGGACAUCAGGGUGAUGAGAAAAUUCUGGAAACAACCAUGUUCAACUUACUGCCAGUUGUUGUUUUAAAGGUUAAGGAUACUUUACCUGGCAAUGUGAUAAAGGAGUGUCUUUUUCUUUCUUUCUCUGCGUCUCCACAUACAACACAGCAAUUCUUCAGUAUCUAACUGUUGUUUAAGAGAGAGAUUAAGUUCUCAAUGAAUGAGGGAUGAAGUUUGUGACAGAAAUGUUUUGGUGAACUUGGUGGUCUGAUUGGGGUAUGUUCAUCAGUGUCUAGCAGCCGAUAAACACUUUCAGAGUUGUCAUCAAUAUCAGCAGAGUCACAAAACCUCAGCAAUCUGUGCCACUGCCAAUAACCAUCACUGUGGUGAUCACUAAACCCGUAACCCAUCAUGUUGUUAGAGUAUACAUGUAUUAUGUUAUAUCACAGAUUGGAAAUGUACAAACUUUAUAUCUAUACUAGGUACUGGUCAAAAGUUGUAGAUCACUUUAACAUAAUGUAACAUUUUUGUUUUUGAAAAUGUUUUUGAUGCUACUGUUCACCAAAGGUGGAUUACAUUUAUGAAGAAUCACAGUAAAGACAUUUAUGUUACAAAUGGUUAUUUCUAUUGAAAUAAAUGCUGUAUUCUUCAAACUUUCUGUUCAUCCAAGAAUCCUCAUAUUUGCAGAAAUGCAAGUGUUUGGCAUGUACUGGUCAUUAAAGUUGCAGGAAGACAUGUGAGGAGUCUAUUUCUCAAACUAGAGACUCUGAUGCAUUUACCCUCUUGUUGAUGUGCCUGUAGGCUGCCCAGUUCUCUCUCUUUCCUGGUUGAUUCCAGUUUGCUGUCUUCUUUCAAAACAGUGCAUGGAAUAGCCUUCAUCUCU
Messenger RNA from Myxocyprinus asiaticus (Chinese sucker), 2828 nucleotides. RefSeq names its product sorting nexin-10A-like. The transcript is spliced from 7 exons. Gene Ontology annotation, molecular function: phosphatidylinositol binding. The coding region runs from base 194 to 1060 and encodes 288 amino acids. The record is from RefSeq and is a predicted model, not a curated record. Lineage: Eukaryota; Metazoa; Chordata; Actinopteri; Cypriniformes; Catostomidae. Gene Ontology annotation, biological process: intracellular protein transport.